Molecule: messenger RNA, 2376 nt
Organism: Opisthocomus hoazin
Lineage: Eukaryota; Metazoa; Chordata; Aves; Opisthocomiformes; Opisthocomidae
Source: RefSeq, a predicted model, not a curated record
AUGGCAACUCCCAUGGUGGUGGCAUCUCCCACGGUGGUGGCAUCUCCCAUGGUGGCAUCUCCCAUGGGGGCCACCUUCAAGAUGGGGGUGAUGGGUCCUUGGACCUGCGACCCCGUCCUCGCCCGCGCUUUGCCCGAGGUGGCAUCUCGCUUGGCUGUCACCCGUCUCAACCGCGACCCAACCCUCAACGAAGGCUACUGGUGGGACGCGGUGGUGUUGACCGAGGCGUGUCGGACCCCCCAGGCCGUGACGGGGCUCCUCAACGUUGAACGUUACGCCACCGGUCUGGUGGGACCUCUCAACCCGGCCACCUGCGGGGCUGCCGGGCUCCUGGCCACCGCUUGGAACAAACCCAUGGUCUCCUGGGCUUGCUUGGGUGACGUCGAAGGGUUGGACACCUUGGUCAGUCCCAUGCCGGAACCGGCCGGGGUGCUCCACGCUCUCCUCCGCUUCUUCCGCUGGGCCCACGUGGCCGUGGUCUCCGCCCCACAGGACCUCUGGCGGGAGGUGGGGCAGGGCUUGGCCCAGGACCUCCGGGCUCGAGGGCUGCCCGUCACCGUUGCCCAGGGAGCUCCAGCAGGCACCCGGUGGUGGAGCUGGAUGGGGUGGUCCCCGCCGUGCCUCACCCAUCGCCAUCCCCCCGCAGUGGUGGUCAUGUGCAUGCACUCGGCGCUGCUGGGCGGCGAGGAGCAACGGGUCCUCCUGGAGAAGGCCGAGGACAUGGGCAUGACCGACGGCACCUACGUCUUCAUCCCCUACGACGCCCUCGCCUUCCCCCUGCCCUACCACCACGCGCCCUACCCCGUCCUGGCCAACAACACCAAGCUGCGCCUGGCCUACGACGCGGUCCUCACCGUCACCGUCGACUCGCCCGACGUCACCUUCCACGAGGCCCUGCAGCAGGCCAAGGAGGCCUACGAGAUCCCCGCGCACGUCGACCCCACACAGGUCCACCCCCUCUUCGCCACCAUCUACAACUCCAUCCACUUCUUGGCCAAGGCGGUGGAGGCCACGCGGCGAAGCGGCCGUUGGGUGAUGGGCACCAGCGUGGCCGAACAUGCCCGCGACUUCAACCUGGAGGGCUUCUGCCAGCCCAUCUCCGUCACCGAGGACGGGGACGUCAACGUCCCCUACGUGGUGCUGGACACGGACGGCAAAGGCGACCGGUUGUGGCCGGUCUACGGGUUGGAGCCGGGCACGCGGGGGCUGAGCUACCGCGGUCACAGCGUCCACUGGCCCCACAGCUCCAGUCCCGCCACCGACGCCGGCUGCUGGUUUGAGUCAGGUUCCAUCUGCCACGGAGGGGUGGACGCCAGCUUCGUCCUCCUCACGUUUGCCCUCAUCUCUGCCCUCAUCGCGGCAGGGGCUGCCCUCGCCUGCUUCAGCAGGCGCCGCAUCCAGCAGGCCCAGCUGAUGAAGGGACCCAAUAAGAUCAUCCUCACCAUGGAGGACCUGACCUUCAUCAACAUCCAGAGCAGCAAGCGGGUGGACGGCAGCCGUACCAGCCUGGCCGGCCGUAGCGGGGGGGGCACCAAGAGGAUGAGGGUUCUCCAGUGGCUUCCAGUAGGGCUGUGCGUUGGGGUGAGGGAGGAGGACGAGGCGUGUGUGGCCCCCGCCGGUGUCCCCGAGGCCUUGGAGUGGUCCUCAGACCUCUCCUCCUCUGCCCCCCACCAGGGCGACUGGGUCUGGCUGAAGAAGUUCCCCGGGGACCAGCACAGCGAGGUGAAACCGGCCACCAAGCUGGCCUUCUGCAAGCUCCGUGACCUACGUCACGAGAACGUCAACCUCUUCCUGGGCUUCUUCCACGACUGCGGCAUCUUCGCCAUCGUCUCGGUGCACUGCUCCCGCGGCAGCCUGGAGGACCUCCUGCGCAACGAGGACAUGAAGCUCGACUGGAUGUUCAAGUCCUCCCUCCUCAUCGACCUCAUCAAGGUGACGGGCGAGGGCGGUGGGGGCCACGGGGGAGAGGAGGUGGCUGGGGUGGUGGUGGUGACCAUGGAGGUGGUGGCCACGGUGGUUCUGGUGUCUGUGGUGGUGGUGGUGGCCAUGGUGGCAGUGGCUAUAGCAGUAGGUGUGGUGGUGGCUGUGCUGGUGGUGGUGGUGGCCCUGGUGGUGGCUCUUCUGGUUGCCACGGUGGUGGUGAUGGCCGUGGUGGUAACCUUGAUGGUGACCGUGGUGGCCAUCGUGGUGGUGGCCAUGAUGGUGGUUGCCUUCGCAGUAGCCAUGGUGGUGGCCGUGAUGGUGGUGGCCGUGAAGGUUGUAGCCAUGGUGAUGGCCAUGAUGGUGUUGGCCAUGGCGGUGGUGGCCUUGGCAGUAGCCAUGGUGAUGGCCAUGAAGGUUAUGGCCAUGAAGGAGCCAUGGUGGUGGCCAUGGUGA